AAGCCUGAGAACUCUCUCUCUCUCUGACCAAACAAACAUACAUAUCUCCCUUCAAAUAUCUCUCUCGGACAUGCAAGGAAGCUGUUAAUUUCAAGAACCAAUAACACAAUCACCAUUGGUUUAUGCCACUGCAAUUUCUGAUACUUUAUGGUUUAUGCAUAUGGGUACCUUCUCAGAUAGAGUUUUAGUAUAAGAAAGUGGGAAAAUGGUGCUAACCCAAAUGAGAGGAGCAUCUGUAGUUGCAGGGAUCACCUCAUUUCGUUCUUCCUCUGACCCAAUCUCAAAUGCAAAUCUGCCUCUUAAGAAGGUCUCAAAAAGUGCAUUGCUUUCUUCUGGUAGAGCAGCUUUUCUCAUAGGUCAAUUUGAUGUAAAACUCCGAUUUUUCAGACCAUGGAGUCGUUUGCUGAGAAGAAGGCGAGAGGUUACACCAAGGUCUGUUCUUCCAUUAACCGAAGAAAGUGUAGAGAUGGUUCUCAAGGAGGUAAGGCCGAGCUUAAUGGCAGAUGGGGGUAACGUGGUUUUGCAUGAGAUAGAUGGACUUGUUGUGGUUCUAAAGCUACAAGGAGCUUGUGGGUCUUGUCCAAGCUCAACAAUGACUUUGAAGAUGGGGAUAGAAACUCGUUUAAUGGACAAAAUACCUGAAAUUCUAGCAGUCGAGCAGAUUCUUGAUACUGAAACAGGCCUUGAGCUCAACGAUGAAAAUGUUGAGAAGGUUCUUUCAGAGAUACGACCAUAUCUUGCAGGCACAGGUGGUGGGGAGCUUGAGCUCGUUCAAAUUAAUGGAUCCAUUGUCCAGGUCAGGCUUACUGGACCUGCAGCAGGGGUGAUGACAGUUCGGGUAGCCCUUUCACAAAAAUUGAGAGAGAAAAUACCAGCAAUUGCAGCAGUCCAGUUAUUAGAUCAGUGAUACCAUUUCUUCUGUAGUUAUAUGAUGUAAAAGAGAUAAAGGACCAUGGUCUGUGUACAGUCAUUUCGAGUGACCCUCCGUAGAAUAUUUUCCCAGUUGAACAAUGGAAAGUUACCCAAAAUAAUGACAAACAAGAAGAAUAAACAACAAAGACCCUUGUUCUAUCUUUUACUAAUUCCGAGCAGGUCGAGCAGGGAUCAAGCCCAAGAUGUCAAUGAAGUUUGUGAAUUCAGAAAUUUACAAGUCUAUUUUCCUAA
Messenger RNA from Amborella trichopoda, 1164 nucleotides. RefSeq names its product nifU-like protein 3, chloroplastic. The record is from RefSeq and is a predicted model, not a curated record. Gene Ontology annotation, cellular component: chloroplast stroma; mitochondrion. Gene Ontology annotation, molecular function: iron ion binding; iron-sulfur cluster binding. Lineage: Eukaryota; Viridiplantae; Streptophyta; Magnoliopsida; Amborellales; Amborellaceae. Gene Ontology annotation, biological process: iron-sulfur cluster assembly.